CCUUCGCGUCACAGCUGUUUGCACUCACAACUUCUUCACCUGUUUUACUAGCAAAAACAAAAGCGGACCAUGAGCGAGAACAAUGUGCGUGGAGACACACAGGUCAAUUCAGCCUCUAAAGAAAGCGGAAAUUAUAGACAUACGGACAAGCAUAAAAACAAGGAACACAGACAUAAAGUCCACAAGAAAGACAGGGAGCGAGAGAAGCUCAAGCACACACACAGUUGCACCAGAUCCCUUGGCACAUACAACAAGAACGAGUACAACCGUUACAUAUGAACCCAAGGAGCGGACUGAGAAGAAACACAGAAACAAAGAGAAGAUGAAACACACAGAGAGUGGAUCAGACAAGCAUGGGGGCGAAAAACACAAAGAGAAGCAGAGAGAAGAAAAGAUCAAAUCAUCCCAAACAGACAAACCUAAAAAAGAGAAACGGAAUAGACACAUAAGAGAUGAAAGCCAUACAGUCAUUAAGAGUGAGCCGGAAGACAACAAUGGCUUCUACACGUCCACCCACCUCCAGAACACACCCAAACAAGAAUAUGACGUAGAAGAAUAUAAACGCAAACCCCAAAAAGUCAAGACAGAAGAAGAUAAAAAGGUCAAGAAGAGGAGACAUGAGUACAAAGUCGAUGAGGAUGAUGAAGACUUGAAGCCCAAAAAGAAGAAAGUAAAUCAUAAAGUAUCUGGAGGAAAGAAAGUUGAAAAGGAGGAAGAGGAGAAGUGGAAAUGGUGGGAGGAGGAAAGAUACACUGAUGACUCCAAAUGGCGCUUUCUUGAACAUAAGGGGCCAGUGUUCGCUCCCCCAUAUGAACCAUUGCCCAGCAAUGUCAAACUUUACUAUGAUGGUAAACCAAUGAAACUUAAUGCCCCCGCUGAAGAAGUAGCUACAUUCUUUGCCAAAAUGUUGGACCACGAAUACACUACAAAGGAGGUCUUCCGAAAGAACUUCUUCAAAAACUGGAAGAAGGAAAUGACAUCCAAAGAGAAAUCAAAGGUCACUGACCUGAACAAGUGUGACUUUAGCCAGAUGCACGAGUACUUCAAGGCCCAGGCCGAAGCACGCAGGCUGAUGUCAAAAGCGGAGAAACAAAAAAUCAAAGAGGAGAACGAAAGGGUCGUGCAGGCGUAUGGGUACUGCAUCAUGGACAACCACAGAGAGAGGAUCGGAAAUUUCCGCAUCGAACCUCCAGGCCUCUUCCGAGGGCGAGGCGACCAUCCAAAGAUGGGCAUACUGAAACGACGCAUCAGACCUGAAGAUAUCAUUAUUAACUGCAGCAAGGACUCCAACCAUCCUAAACCUCCCCGGGGAACCAAAUGGAAAGAGGUUCGCCAUGACAAUAAGGUAACCUGGCUUGUAUCUUGGACAGAGAACAUUCAAGGCUCCAACAAGUACAUCAUGUUGAACCCAAGCUCCAGGAUCAAGGGUGAGAAGGACUGGCAAAAAUAUGAGACAGCUCGCCGUUUGAAAAAAUGCGUGGAUCAGAUUCGGAACCAGUACAGAGACGACUGGAGAUCCAAGGAGAUGAGGAUCAAACAGAGAGCAGUCGCCCUUUAUUUUAUUGAUAAGCUCGCACUUAGGGCAGGUCACGAGAAAGAGGAAGGCGAGACCGCAGACACCGUCGGCUGCUGCUCACUGCGGGUGGAGCACAUCAACCUGUACCCAAAGAUGGAUGAGCAGGAGUAUGUGGUGGAAUUGGACUUUUUGGGCAAGGACUCUAUUCGCUACUACAACAAGAUCCCUGUGGAGAAGAAGGUGUUUAAAAAUCUCAAGCUGUUCAUGGAGAAUAAGCACCCUGAAGAUGACCUCUUUGACAAACUGAAUACAUCUAUUUUGAAUAAGCAUUUACAGGAGCUGAUGGACGGCCUGACCGCGAAGGUCUUCCGCACCUACAACGCCUCGAUCACACUACAGCAGCAGCUCAAAGAACUUACCUCCCCUGAUGAAAGCAUGCCAGCAAAAAUCCUGUCGUACAACCGAGCCAACCGAGCAGUGGCCGUCCUCUGUAACCACCAGAGAGCACCACCGAAAACAUUUGAGAAGUCAAUGCAAAACCUCCAGACUAAGAUCGACAAUAAACAGAAUCAACUUUCCGCAGCCAGGAAGCAGCUGAAGGCUGCUAAGGCUGAUCACAAGGCUUCCCAUGAUGAGAAAAGCAAAAUGGCUGUGGAGGUGAAGCGUAAAAUUGUGAAGAGGACAGAGGAGCAGCUGAUGAAGCUUCAGGUGCAGGCCACAGACAGACAGGAGAAUAAGCAGAUUGCUCUGGGCACCUCCAAACUCAACUAUCUGGAUCCACGCAUAUCUGUUGCAUGGUCCAAGAAAUGUGGUGUAUCUAUUGAGAAGAUCUACAACAAAACCCAGAGAGAGAGGUUUGCCUGGGCAAUUGACAUGGUUGACCAGGACUACGAAUUUUAAAACUUACACAAGUGUUGCACCUUUUUCGAUCGAUACUCGUUAUUUAAAAAAGAACUUUUAAUGAGGAUAAAUAGCUCUGCUGUGCAAUCACUGCAGAUUCAUGAAGAUAGAAGCAAACCUUGUUGGAACCGCGGCAAAAGUUAAUAAUUGACCUAUAAUGGUGUUGUUAAUAUUGACAAGUUACUUGUUACUUCCGUUUGUCUGACCAGCCAAAGGAACACUAAAGACAAUAGAAAGCCAAGCACUGAAUAAUGAGAAGACAAUGACUUAUUUUCAUGUCAUUUGAUUUUUCCUUUUUCAUUUCAGGGAUAUACAUAAUUUUCCCAGUGUUUCUAAAAGUGUUUUGUAUGCAUCGUUAUUUAUGGCUGAUGUUAUACACUUUAUGUGUCUCCAGUUUGCAGUCAACAAGAUGUAGCGUUCGAUUUGGUUACUUGAAACUGCUGAAGUACAGCACUUAAAGCUUUUUUUUUUAGUAAGUCCUGAAGCAGGAUGUCAAUUUAGCCCCAAAAAAAAGAUCAUAUGGUUUAUCACUGUAUGUGCUUUUUUUUUGUUUUGUUUUUUGUAUUUCUGUGAAAAUGAAACAGGUGUCAUCAAAAUGUGGAAGGAUGUGUUUUUAUUAAUGUCAUUUGUUCAAUUUUAAUGACAUUUAAUUUCUCAUUGUUCAAUGCCUUUUGCAAGUGUGUAGUUUCGAGAAUAAA
Messenger RNA from Phycodurus eques (leafy seadragon), 3114 nucleotides. It is a transcript of the gene top1b, whose product is annotated as DNA topoisomerase Ib. The record is from RefSeq and is a predicted model, not a curated record. Gene Ontology annotation, cellular component: chromosome; nucleolus. The transcript has 22 exons. Gene Ontology annotation, biological process: DNA topological change; chromosome segregation; DNA replication. Gene Ontology annotation, molecular function: DNA topoisomerase type I (single strand cut, ATP-independent) activity; DNA binding. NCBI's taxonomy places the organism in Eukaryota, Metazoa, Chordata, Actinopteri, Syngnathiformes, Syngnathidae. The coding region runs from base 83 to 2416 and encodes 777 amino acids.